This is a messenger RNA of Trachymyrmex cornetzi, 567 nucleotides long. RefSeq names its product putative DNA helicase INO80. The transcript has a single exon. NCBI's taxonomy places the organism in Eukaryota, Metazoa, Arthropoda, Insecta, Hymenoptera, Formicidae. The record is from RefSeq and is a predicted model, not a curated record. The coding region runs from base 1 to 567 and encodes 188 amino acids.
AUGGAGAAACUCAAACAAAUAAAAGUAAUAGCCAAUAAUCUUAAGACGGGCCCUACGAAGGCUGUAAAAGCGCUACAUAAAUUAGUUUUCGAGCGGGAAGGAGAUCGCGGUAAUCGUAAACGCCUUCGCGAAUUCGGCGGCUUUGCAUUCGCUAGCGGAUCAGAAGAAUAUAAGAAUAAACUAACGUAUGUGGACACGUAUCUUGGAUGGGUAGCAAUCUGUAAUAUUUUGGCGGUCGACUACGCAGGCACAAAGAAGGAGCUAGGCCAACGAAUCUAUGACUACUUGAUGGACCUUGACUCGCUUGACGACGCGAACGACGAGAGGAGAGACGCUGAAGAAGAUGCCAUAGGUGACGAUAAUGACGAUAAUGACGAUAAUGACGGUAACGACGGUAACGACGGUAACGAUGGUAACGAUGGUAACGAUGGUAACGAUGGUAACGAUGGUAACGAUGGUAACGAUGGUAACGAUGAUGACAAUGAAGUUAGAGAGGUUAACGACGAUCAAGACGAAGACGAAGCAAGCAACGAAGACGAGGUGACAGGCAACCAGGUAGGAUUAUGA